Molecule: messenger RNA, 726 nt
Organism: Eruca vesicaria subsp. sativa (arugula)
Lineage: Eukaryota; Viridiplantae; Streptophyta; Magnoliopsida; Brassicales; Brassicaceae
Source: the annotation of a GenBank genome assembly
UUGACUCAAACUCGAAACAAAUCUGUAGGGUUCGUUGUCUCCUUCAGGUCUCAAUCUCCUCUCUAAGACAGGACAGUUUUGCAGCUUCAGAUUUGACUUUUCACCAUGGCAGAGGAGGAAGUUGUUGAUCCAAAGAAGUACCUCGAGGAAUCUUGCAAACCAAAAUGUGUGAAGCCGCUACUCGAAUAUCAGGCGUGUGUGAAGAGAAUCCAAGGUGAUGACUCUGGCCACAAGCAUUGCACUGGGCAGUACUUCGACUACUGGAGUUGCAUUGACAAAUGUGUAAGUAGCUUUGAUUUUCCCUUUUCUGUUCACUUCGUCAUCUUCUUAUACGUUAUGAUACUGAGAUGAAAACUUGAUUGUGUAUCUUCAGGUCGCACCCAAACUUUUUGCAAAACUGAAAUGAAAACAAGGCGAAGCCGAUAUUGUCUUGAGUGUACUUCAUGUGGUUUGAAGAGGAUGUAUAAAACGCAGUGGAUGUUGAAACUUUUUUUCAUAACUGCAAACCUGAUUAUGCCAAAAUGGCUCUUCUUCGUGUUUUUUUUUUGUUUUAUCGCAAUUUGCGGUUAUUACACUUUUUGCUACAGUUCUUAUGCCUAAUAACAAGAAUUUGUCUCUUUUUUUUUAUCUUGGACUUAAUGUCCCCAAGAGACGCAUUUGAACAAAAUUUAUUAAGCUUGAAGUUUCAGCAAAGAUAGAUUAGGAUAUAUUAAAAACCCACCAAAG